Molecule: messenger RNA, 3197 nt
Organism: Phragmites australis (common reed)
Lineage: Eukaryota; Viridiplantae; Streptophyta; Magnoliopsida; Poales; Poaceae
Product: receptor-like protein kinase HERK 1
Exons: 1
Coding region: 354-2891 (845 amino acids)
Biological process (GO): protein autophosphorylation
Cellular component (GO): plasma membrane; plasmodesma
Molecular function (GO): transmembrane receptor protein tyrosine kinase activity; ATP binding
Source: RefSeq, a predicted model, not a curated record
AGGUUCCUGAUAAGUAUCCAAAGUUACCCUCUACCUGAGAUCCUCAGAAAAUGACACUGAUAUGAUAUGUUUCUCCCCACUAAUAAGAUAUCCCACCGUCUUCAAGCUCAGCUUCAGCCGCUUCCAAUAUUACCUCCAUUCCUAAGCAAAUCUUCAACCACCAAGCAGUCAUUCAUGUUGCUGCGCCUUUCUGGCUCAUAGUUUCACUUUCAAGCCGUUGUCAAGGUGCAGGUUUCUGACAGCUCCCGAAGUAAUCAUAUCUCGUGAAGCCCAGCCUAGCGGUCUCUGUCCCGGGAGUUGUUCAUGACCUGCUUCUAGAGCCCCGCCGAUGCUCUUGUCGCGAUUCCUACAACAUGUCCAUGGCACCCGUUCUUGACACGCUCGUGCAGCUCGUCGUCGUGUCUGUGCUCUUCGCUGCCGCGUGCGCGUUCACCCCAGCGGACAACUACCUCAUCCUCUGCGGCACGUCGGCGAGCGCCACCGUCGACGGCCGGACGUUCGUCGGGGACGCCCACCUGCCCGCCUUGGUGCUGACGGCGCCCCAGAGCGCCGAGGCCAACGCGUCGGCGAGCUCGGUCACCGGCUCCGAUGAGCCGGCGCUGUACCAGUACGCGCGCGUAUUCAUGGCGCCGUCCUCGUACACGUUCGCGAUCAAGGAGCCAGGUCGCCACUUCGUCCGUCUCCAUUUCUUCCCCUUCCGGUACCAGUCCGACGACCUCGCCGCGGACGCCAGGUUCAGGGUGUCCGUGCAGGGUGUGGUGUUCGUCGACGGGUACACGCCCAAGAACGGCACGGCCGUGGUCAGGGAGUUCUCGGUGAACGUCCCCGGCGACACGCUGGUGAUCGCGUUCACGCCUACGGGCAAGGUGGCGUUCGUGAACGCCAUCGAGGUCGUGUCGCACCCCGACGACCUCAUCGCCGACACGGCGCAGACGGUGAGCUCCCUGGGCCAGUACACGGGGUUGUCGACGCAGGCGCUGGAGACGGUCCACAGGAUCAACAUGGGCAUACCCAAGAUCACACCGAGCAACGACAGUCUGUGGAGGACGUGGCUGCCGGACCAGAGCUUCCUGCUCGACAGCACCCUCGCGGAGCACAAAAAGGUGCGGCCCUCGACGCUCCACCGCAUGGUAGGCCUCGCGACCACGGAGACGGCGCCGGACCAGGUCUACGCCACGGCGACGGAGCUGAACACGUCGUUGGCGGCCAACACCCUGAACGUGCAGUUCAACGUGACGUGGAGGUUUGACACCCCGCCGGGGUCGGCAUACCUGCUCCGGCUCCACUUCUGCGACAUCGUCAGCAAGGCGGCGAACGGAUUGGCCUUCAACGUCUACGUCGGCGGGUGGCGGGUGCUCCCGGACUACCAGAUUUCCAGUGACACUUCCGGCGAGCUGGCCGUGCCGAUAUACAGGGACUUCGUGCUGAGCGCCAAGGACGCGACGGGCGCGAUCACCGUGAGCAUCGGACCGUCGACGCUGGGCAACGUGGACCCCGACGGCCUCCUGAACGGACUCGAGAUCAUGAGAGUGGUGGGGAGCACCGGCGCCAGCGGCGCGGGGGCACCGCCGCACGGUUCGAAGAAAAUCACCACUGGCAUCGUCGUUGGCUCCGCCGUCGCGGGGGUCACGGUGGUGACGGCCCUCGGGUUCAUUGCCCUCAGGACGCUACGAAGGAAGAAGCCGGCGAAGCAGCCGUCGAGCACCUGGGCCGCGUUCUCGGCGAGCGCGCUAGCUUCCCGCUCGCGCACUCACAGCUUCGGCAAGAGUGACAGCGGCAGCCGCAGGAACACGGUCACGCUCGGGCAGGGCGCCGGCGCCGGGUACCGGUUCCCGUUCGCGGUACUGCAGCAGGCGACGUCUGGGUUCAACGAAGGCAUGGUCAUCGGCGAGGGCGGCUUCGGGAAGGUGUACAAGGGCAUGCUGGGCGACGACACGCGGGUGGCCGUGAAGCGGGGCAACCGGCGGUCGCAGCAGGGGCUCAACGAGUUCCGCACGGAGAUCGAGCUGCUGUCGCGGCUGCGCCAUCGCCACUUGGUCUCGCUCAUUGGCUACUGCGACGAGCGCCGCGAGAUGAUCUUGGUGUACGAGUACAUGGCCCGGGGCACGCUCCGGAGCCACCUCUACGGCUCCGAACUCCCUCCCCUGUCGUGGAAGCAGAGGCUGGAGGUCUGCAUCGGCGCCGCCAGGGGGCUGCACUACCUCCACACCGGCUCGGCCAAGGCGAUCAUACACCGGGACGUGAAAUCGGCCAACAUCCUCCUCGACGACAGCUUCAUGGCCAAGGUCGCUGACUUCGGGCUGUCCAAGACGGGGCCGGAGCUGGACAAGACACACGUCAGCACCGCCGUCAAGGGCAGCUUCGGGUACCUCGACCCGGAGUACUUCCGGCGGCAGAUGCUGACGGAAAAGUCCGACGUCUACUCCUUCGGCGUCGUCCUGCUCGAGGUGCUCUGCGCUCGCCCGGUCAUCGAUCCGACGCUGCCCCGGGAAAAGGUGAACCUGGCUGAGUGGGCGACGCAGCGGCUCAAAAGCGGCGAGCUCGAUAGCAUAGUCGACCAGCGGAUCGCCGGGACGAUACAGCCGGACUCGCUGAAGAAGUUCGCGGACACGGCUGAGAAGUGCCUCGCGGAGUACGGCGUGGAGCGGCCCACCAUGGGGGACGUGCUAUGGUGCCUCGAGUUCGCGUUGCAGCUGCAGGAGGCGUCGCCAGACAGCUCCGGCACCGACAAUAUGCGGCUCGUCCCCGCCGUUACGUCCCAGUUCCAGCGCAGCCAGUCGAUCGCCAGCGAUGGGACUGACGCCACCAUGUCCGCGAACUUAGGGGACCUCGACGGCAUGUCGAUGAGGAGAGUUUUCUCAAAGAUGGUCAAGAGCGAGGAGGGCAGGUGAAGCCAGAAUUCUCUUGCAUCUUCCCGUCAUCCCAUGUACAAAACAAGGACAAUAUCUCAGUUUUGAUCCUCCUGAAUUCAUAGCAGUUGGAACACGCACCCUUGCUGUGGACCACCGUCUGCACAAAGUUGGAACAGGUCACUGCAACAAACGUACACUGAGCAUGCUUGUCAAGAUUCACAACACAACCGCAGCAUAUUAAGUGCAAGAUUAGAGCGAAAAGCGGCAGGCAAACAUGCUGCAUCUCCAGCACAUUCAUAAUACCACCUUUCGUUACAAUGAAUAAAUGCAGUCUGUUCAACUCUC